UAGUCGCUAAUUGGGAUGGCGAUGAUUUGCGCGCCUUUUUUGGCUCUGCUGCUGAUGCUUCUGCUGCUCGGAUUGGGCCAGAGCUUUGCUGCAGAACCGCUUACCGUUGAUAACAACUAUCGCAACAUGUUGGUGCGAUUGGCUAGCAAUCGGCCUGGUGGCGCCAGUCCACGGUUACGCGAGGGACGUGUCGAGGUAAGCUUCGAUUUUGGACGCACUUGGGGCACCAUUUGCAGUACAACAUGGAGCAUGCGGGAGGCCAAUGUGGUCUGCCGGCAGCUGGGAUUGGGUUAUGCCUCAAAAGCCAGUCAGGGCACAGAGCAUGGCAGCCGUAGAAAGACUCCUUGGGCCAUGGUGGGCACCAUGUGUCGCGGCACGGAGCGUCGUUUAGCGGACUGUUUCCGGGAGCGCCGCUAUCCGGCUGCAUGCAACGCCACUAAUCAAAAUGUCACCAUUGUGGCGUGCGUAGAUCGUGCUCCAGAUCUGGAGAUUGGUUUGGUGGACAUUGAGCGGAGCGCGCGCCUCCAGUCGCUGCCCAUGACAUCGCUCACCUGUGCCAUGGAGGAGAACUGUUUGUCUGCCGAUGCGUACGUCAUAAGACGCACCAAUCCGAGAGCUGAGCGCAAAUUGUUGCGCUUCUCCGUCAAGGCCACCAAUGUGGGCACUGCGGAGCUGAGUCCGUAUGCCAACUACAGAGACUGGACGUGGCAUCAAUGCCACAAUCACUACCACAGCAUGAACGUAUUUGCCACAUUCGAUGUCUACAAUCAGCGGUACGAGAAGGUGGCACAGGGUCACAAGGCUUCCUUCUGCCUCAUGGACUCAGAGUGCCGGUCCGGCAUAACGCCGCGUCAUACUUGUGGCAACUUCUCACAAGGCAUCUCCGUUGGCUGCUCUGAUGUCUACUCUCACGUGUUGGACUGUCAGUGGGUAGAUGUGACCAAUCUGCCCGUAAAUCGAAGCUAUAUACUACGAGUGGCGCUCAAUCCUGAGUACAUGAUUGGAGAAAUGACAUAUGAGAACAAUGGCGCCGAAUGCGUCCUGGACUACACUGGAGUGAGCCGCACAACAAAAAUUUCCAACUGCAAACGCUCGCCGUUGUGGUUUAAAUUGUAAUAAAAAAUGCAAAUAAUAAUAAAACAUUAUUUGAAAACUCA
Messenger RNA from Scaptodrosophila lebanonensis, 1157 nucleotides. RefSeq names its product lysyl oxidase homolog 2 (gene Loxl1). The transcript is spliced from 2 exons. The record is from RefSeq and is a predicted model, not a curated record. Gene Ontology annotation, cellular component: membrane. NCBI's taxonomy places the organism in Eukaryota, Metazoa, Arthropoda, Insecta, Diptera, Drosophilidae. Bases 16 to 1116 code for a protein of 366 amino acids. Gene Ontology annotation, molecular function: copper ion binding; protein-lysine 6-oxidase activity. Gene Ontology annotation, biological process: peptidyl-lysine oxidation.